CCGCGGCGCCGCGCACGGCCGUCCCGGCGUCCGCCGCGCAGGGAGCCAGGGUGGGGCGGGUGCAGUCCGGUUCCGAACCGCGGAGCAGCCGCGGAGCGUGGCCCGUCCCGCAUUCCCGGCGCGGCGUGCGCGGGGCACCAUGGAUCCCGGUGCGGCUGCGGAUGCCGUGGAGACGGGGGAGGAGGACGCGAUCAUGGCGGCUCUGCGCACGUACAACCGGGAGAACUCUCAGAGCUUCACGUUUGAUGAUGCCCAACAGGAAGACAGGAAGAGACUGGCGGAGCUGCUGGUUUCGGGCUUGGAGCAGGGCUUGCCACCCUCCCGCCGCGUCACCUGGCUGCAGAGCGUCCGCAUCCUGUCCAGGGACAGCAGCUGCCUGGACCCCUUCACCAGCCUCCAGAGCCUGCAGGCACUGGCCGGCUAUGCUGGCAUCUCCAGCUCCGCGGGGUCAGCCCCUGAGGCGCUGGACAUGGACAUUGUCCUCGAGGCCCUCAAGUGCCUGUGUAACCUCGUGCUCAGCAGCCCCGUGGCACAGGUGCUGGCAGCAGAGGCCCGCCUGGUGGUGAGGCUGGCGGAGCGCGUGGGGCUGCACCAGGAGAGCAGCAUCCCGCACGAUGUCCAGUUCUUUGACUUGCGCCUCCUCUUCCUGCUGACUGCGCUGCGUGCCGACGUUCGCCAGCAGCUGUUUCAGGAGCUGGGGGGCGUGCGUCUGCUGACUGAUGCGCUGGAGCUGACGCUGGGGAUGACCCCAAAAGACAGCCCCCCAGAGCCCCUUUCUCCCCAGGAGACAGAGCGGGCUAUGGAGAUCCUCAAGGUGCUCUUCAACAUCACGUUUGACUCCAUCAAGAGGGAGGUGGAUCAGGAAGAUGCUGCCCUUUACCGUCACCUGGGGACCCUUCUACGGCACUGUGUGAUGGUGGCUGCUGCAGGAGACCGCACGGAGGAGUUCCACGGCCACACAGUGAACCUCCUGGGGAAUCUGCCCGUUCAGUGCCUGGACGUCCUCCUUACCCUGGAGCCGCAGGAAGGCUCUGUGGAAUUCCUGGGUGUUAACAUGGACGUGAUCCGUGUCCUCCUCAGCUUCCUGGAGAAGCGUCUACACCAGACGCACAGGCUGAAGGAGCGCGUGGCCCCCGUGCUGAGCGUGCUGACCGAGUGUGCCCGCCUGCACCGCCCUGCCCGCAAGUUCCUGAAGGCCCAGGUGCUGCCCCCACUGAGGGACGUCAGGACCCGGCCCGAGGUGGGUGAGAUGCUGCGGAACAAGUUGGUGCGCCUAAUGACGCACCUGGACACCGACGUGAAGAGGGUGGCCGCUGAGUUCCUAUUCGUCCUCUGCUCCGAGAGCGUGCCCCGCUUCGUCAAGUACACGGGCUACGGCAAUGCCGCCGGCCUCCUGGCUGCCCGGGGCCUCAUGGCAGGGGGCCGGCCUCCAGGCCAGUACUCGGAGGAUGAGGACACGGACACAGACGAGUACAAGGAAGCCAAGGCCAGCAGCAUAAACCCGGUGACCGGGAGGGUGGAGGAGAAGCCGCCCAACCCCAUGGCAGGCAUGACGGAUGAGCAGAAGGAGCACGAGGCCAUGAGGCUGGUGAACAUGCUUGACAAACUCUCCAGGCACAGAGUCAUCCAGCCCAUGGGCAUGAGUCCCCGGGGGCAGCUCACAUCCCUGCAGGACGCCAUGCGUGAGAGCCUGCAGGGGCAGGUCUGCUCGGAUCCCGACUCGGACCCUGACUGAGGACGGCCACCCGUCUGCUGGCCCUUCAGAACCUGUGCUGUCCUUGGGGCCGUGACCUAGGAGCCACAGGCCUCUCCAGCUUGGAGACCCUUUCUCUUUGCUCCCAAAAUUUUGUUCAUGAUUCGCCUCCGGUCCAACUCCUUGUCUCAGGGACUGCGAGGGUCUUGUCCCACUAUCACUCUGGAAACUCAGCCUUGAGUUCCACAAACGAAGUGGUUUCUUUGACGUGAGCUGCUGCCUGGGGCGGGGCUUAGCGGGACUCAGCUGAGCGUGCGUGCACUCAGGCGCAGGCCCACGCAUGGAUGGCACUGUGGCCCAGAGCUGGCCGGUCGGGCAAGUGCUGCACUUCCCAGGGGAGAACCUGCUGGGACUCGCAUGCUGCCGUCAGAAACAAGCUGCCCCCACAGAGCUCAGGGCGGGAAGCCACAGCACCGAGCCCUCCCCCGUCGUGCUCGCUGUUGAAGAGGCCGUUCGUGAAUCACCUGUAUUUACCGCACCCUGCAAGGCAUCAUGGAGACACCGUCCUGGGGCAGCUACAGGCAGGAGUGUUUGAAUGUGUGUAAGGUACCAAAUAAAGCACAUGAGGAAGUGGAA
Hipposideros armiger (great roundleaf bat) is the source of this 2329-nucleotide messenger RNA. It is a transcript of the gene RIC8A, whose product is annotated as RIC8 guanine nucleotide exchange factor A. Gene Ontology annotation, biological process: G protein-coupled receptor signaling pathway. The record is from RefSeq and is a predicted model, not a curated record. Lineage: Eukaryota; Metazoa; Chordata; Mammalia; Chiroptera; Hipposideridae. The transcript is spliced from 10 exons. Gene Ontology annotation, molecular function: G-protein alpha-subunit binding; guanyl-nucleotide exchange factor activity. Gene Ontology annotation, cellular component: cytoplasm; plasma membrane. The coding region runs from base 140 to 1735 and encodes 531 amino acids.